Molecule: messenger RNA, 2143 nt
Organism: Salvelinus namaycush (lake trout)
Lineage: Eukaryota; Metazoa; Chordata; Actinopteri; Salmoniformes; Salmonidae
Gene: irf4l
Product: interferon regulatory factor 4 like
Exons: 9
Coding region: 39-1445 (468 amino acids)
Biological process (GO): regulation of transcription by RNA polymerase II; immune system process
Cellular component (GO): nucleus
Molecular function (GO): protein binding; DNA-binding transcription factor activity, RNA polymerase II-specific; RNA polymerase II cis-regulatory region sequence-specific DNA binding
Source: RefSeq, a predicted model, not a curated record
UGAUUUCAAAACUCAAAGGGGUUUCGAGUUUCAGCGAGAUGAACCCUGAGUCGGACUACGGGAUGUCUACGGUGAGCUGUGGGAACGGAAAGCUCCGCUCGUGGCUAAUCGAGCAGGUGGAUACCGGGAAGUACCCGGGCCUGGUCUGGGAGAACGAAGACAAGAGCAUCUUCAGGAUACCAUGGAAGCACGCGGGCAAGCAGGACUACAACCGGGACGAGGAUGCCGCUCUCUUCAAGGCUUGGGCGCUGUUUAAAGGCAAGUUUCGGGAGGGCAUCGACAAACUGGACCCGCCAACGUGGAAGACGCGCCUGCGGUGCGCGCUCAACAAAAGUAACGACUUCGAGGAGCUCGUGCAGCGAAGUCAGCUGGACAUCUCAGACCCUUACAAAGUCUACCGGAUCAUCCCGGAGUGCGCCAAGAAGCAUUUCUUGCUAUCAGGAUCCAAACAGGAGGAUGGUGGCAGCCCCCUGAGUCCUCUGAGUUACCCCAUGCUACCCUCAUACCCCGCCCUGCAGCCACAGAUGUCUGGGUACAUGCCCAGUACAGAGCGAGGCUGGAUGAAGGACUAUCUUCCAGAGCAGGCCUCUCUUCCUGAGCUGCCCUAUGCCCAGUGCCCCUACCCCUCACGCAGCCUAUCUUGGGCCCAGGGGCCCAGCAUGGACAACGGGUACCAGAUCACAGGGUCCUUCUACACCUACAGCGCUACUGACGCCCAGCCCUCCCCCUUCACACUGGACACCAGCGUGAGAUCAGCAGAGGCACUCUCAGAUAUGCGGUUACAUGUGUCAGUGUUUUACCGGGACUCUCUGUGGAGGGAGGUGACCACCUCCAGUCCAGAGGGCUGUCGCAUCGCUCCCUGUUCCCCAGACGAAAAGCUUUAUUCCCCCACUGUGGGUCCAGACCUGGUACCCCUACCCCUGGACAGCCUCCCAGCCCUGGGGAGGGGGGAGGAGUGUCCUCCCAGCCCCCCUGGUUGUACCCUGGAGAGGGGCGUGCUACUGUGGAUGGCCCCAGAUGGCCUCUACGCCCGGCGGCUGUGCCAGGAGAGAGUGUUCUGGGAGGGAGGGUUAUCAUCCUACGUAGACAAACCCAACAAGCUGGAGAGAGAACACACCUGUAAACUACUGCACACACAGGACUACCUCACAGAGUUGCAGGGCUAUGCCCUCCACUGUCGGCCACCUCCACGUCUCCAGGUGCUGCUGAGCUUCGGAGACGAGUGUCUGGAUCCCCAGAGACAGAGGACCCUCACUGUACAGGUGGAACCCAUGUUUGCCAGGCAGCUCCUGUACUACACCCAGCACCAGCAGACCAGCGGACACUACUACCGCAGCUACGACCUCCCUCUCCCUGGAGUCACGGAACACAGCAUGACCCCUUCCGUAACCGAGGACUACCAGAGGGUCAUCACACAUCACCAUAGCAACACCCUGCAGGACUGACUAAUCUGACCAUCUCUGAUCACAGUCAGACUGCGGUGCAGGACAUGGGGAGAGGAGAAGAGAGGGAGAGAGGAAAGCCGAGGAGAGAGUCGUCACACUGUACUCUGGAUCACACAUUUCCAUCAAAGCUGAAGCAGAACUAUGUCAAUCCAAGCCAAACUGAACUUAACCAGGCCAUGGAGGAACAUACACUGGGACCACUGAAGAGACUAACAGAUAGUUGUAUGCUGUAUAGAUGUGUGUUGUAAGGGAGUCAACACCCCAAAUUCUUAUGGAUCAAACUGUAUUUCAACUACUCUCAGGGAGCCAUCCUUUGGCCUUAAAGACUCAAACUUGACCGCCGUUUUGCAAGGUCCACUUUGUGACAACAGAACUGACAGCUGUAGUGAUUGUAUCGACAUGCUCUAGAGUCGUGUGUGUGUGUUUUUGUAUCUGCAUUUUAUUGUAUGAGCGUGUGUAGUAUGGCCAUACUGAUGUUGACAUGCUUUCUUCUGUAAAUACAUUUGACCUGUUACUUCUAGUGUAUCACAUCACAUUUUCUCAAUCACAAAUACUGCAGUUCAGAGAUGACCAAAGACUACCACUGAGAUUCGACCACACUGAAACACGUACUAGCAUGCCGAACCUUUGGAUUGGCUCACUGUGUCAUACAUUGGGAAUGUUUUGUAAAGGAAUAAUUAAAAUGUUUCAAGCAAAAA